ACAGAAACUUGUAAACAGAAAAGUUGAAAAUACAAGACUUCUGCAUUAUUCGUUGUUAUGGCCCUACAAGCGGUUGAUAACUUGUUACAAAAAGCCAGGAAAGCAUCUGAUGAAGAUAUUGAAAAGCUAUGUAACAAUAUAUUAGAGACAUUUGAUGUUCCUGAUAAAUCAACAGAAUGCACAAAUCUUUUACGUCAGUUAUUUUUCAUUUUACAAUCUUCAGAACAUCCUACAGGAAUAUCCAAAAAGCUAUUGGCUAAUUUAAUCACUUCCGUUGGAUCCAUGUCAGAAAAAACCACCAAACAUUGUCUGUUGUGUCAGCGAAUUGUCAAAGAGGUUAUGCCACUGGAAGCAGAAGAUGUAUCUGAGUUAUUACAACCUGAGGCUGGUAGUUCAGGAACCAAAAACUUAAUACCCCUUUAUAUAGCCCAGGGUAAAAGAUUUGGAUGUAUUAAACCUGUAUUGUCAUCUGCUAUUAGGUGGCUUGGUUCACAAAGUUAUGAUUUUGAGAGUCAGAGACAAGGUUUUGUGUUUCUAGUAGCAGUAUCUAUUCUUCAUUCCAGUUCACUUAAUACAGAUUAUAUCCAGACUACAAGUGAACAGAUAUCACAAUGGUUAUUAAAUGCUAGUGUACAACAAGCAGCUAAUCCAUAUACAAUAAAUCCAUUCCGUAAAGAUCAGACUAAUGUUGUUAAUGAAGUAGAUGGUACACCUAGUCAAAAUUUCUUUACAUUGUUAAAUAUAGGGCAGUAUUAUACAGAAGAUCAGUUAAUGAAUAUUUAUAGUUUUUCUAUGUUAUAUAAAUGGUUAUAUCAUUGUCAUCAACAUCAGACAUUAACAGAUGAUCAAACACACAUCUAUAAUAAAGUAUUUGGUAAUCUGGCCAGUAAAACGGUUGAUUAUUGUUUCAGACUUUUAGAUCAGUGUGAAAGAAAAGUAAAAGUAGGAUCUGAUAGUGAUCUUCAAACAGCAUGUUUAUAUGAAGCUGUUUGUAUAUUAGAUUUAAUCUGUACAAUAGAUGGUGGUCAUAUACCUCGAGUACAUCAGGAAAUAAAACGUUUAUAUAGUCGUAUAUAUCAAGAUACUACAUAUUUCCCCGUUAUUAUACAAAUAUUACAGUUCUUCUUAAAUCAUAGUGGUGCUGUAGUCCAUGAUCCUCAAGAAACUUAUAACAAUGUAUUUACUGAUAUAUUGAUGAACAACUAUGGAGAUCAGGGUUUAAUGUUUGAUUUAAUCUGUUUUAUACGUAACAAUCUAGAAACAUUAUGUUAUAAAACAUCUGUAUUAUCAACAUUCUUCCCUAAUAUAUUUAAGAUUCUAGCCUGGCAUCCGAGAACAUUUCUCUGUGAAUUCGUCGAUAUAUUACCAGCUUUAAUGACCCCAAGCACAUCAUUAGAGAUAUUUCAUACAUUACUGGAUCUACCGUGCAUGACAGCAGCGUUAGAAGUAAAAGAAAAGUCACCAGAUUCUUUAUCUAAUACCAGUGUAUCUACUAGUACUAAUACACCUAGUACUUCUAUAGAAGCUUAUCAGAUGGCAUUAUAUAGACCUCUCUUUAUCUUUAUAACUAGAAUUGAAGGUGGUCAUGGUGAUACUAUUAACAGAUUGAAGUCAUUACACUCAGUUUUGGAUGAUAUGAAAAAUAGUGCUAGAGUUUUAGUUACAUCACAAACAGUUCCUGUUUUAUUGAGAGUUUGGUUUGAAGAAAUAUUAGAAAAUGGUGGUCAGGAGUUUGCUAUACAAUUACUACCUGUUUUAUUAGAGAGAUCAGAUCUUCUUUAUCCAAUUACAGAAUUUGUAAAAGAUGUGAAAAGAAUUAUAUCAGACAAUCUAGUGAAGAUAAUGAAGAAAUAUAAAUGUAUUAUAACCAGUCAGUAUGGAGAAAUAUCAGAUUUUCUUGUUAGUACAAGUAAUAUAGUCAACAGAGAAAAUUUCUAUGCGAACUUGGUGUGGUGUGUAGGAGAGUUUUGUUCAGUACAACAUAGUGAAUUAUGUACGGCUGAUCUAAUAGCUAAAUAUUAUGGUUUGUUAGAAGCAGUGACAUAUGAGACAUCAGGAAUAUUAGUAGCAUCUAAUAACACUUCUGAUAUCACACCUAAAACUCUAUCCUGUCUUAUUUCUGCAUUAGCAAAGCUAGCAACACGCUGUCAGGAUUUGAUUCCAAGAGCUAUUUUAUGUUUAACAAAGGUUGCUAAGCAACAUAUUGAUAAUACAGAAGAUCCUGAAGGUGGUGAAAUAUUAGUUACUAGAUGUCAGGAACUUAUUAAUAUUCUUAAAUUACCAAAUUUUGCAUCCAUGAUUCUCAAUCCUUCAUCAGAAAUAGAAACUGGAAGAUGGCAUAGAGAUAAUACUUGUUUACCUAUUAUACUUCGAUCUACACACCGAUAUCUAGUCACAGAUGGUUGACAAAUAAUUAUGACUUUCUAUGUGUUAAGUUAACCAGUUUUCAAUAUAUAUAUAGUGCAAUAAUUUAUUUAUAAAAUCUGAAUGAUAGCUUACUUUUAUUUUCAUUAUGGUAUUCAUCUUAUUUAAAUGACAGAAAGUCACAACCAGAAGAUGAUCAAAGUCUGUGGAAUUGGUCAAAUUUAGUUAAUAGCUUAUCAGUGUGCAAAACAGUAGGAAAACAACUGGCCUGAAGAAUCCCUCUCCUGAAACAUGGCUUCAAAAUCAAAAUGUAAAGACUCUUUUCUGGGGUUUUGAUUAUGUAAAUCAGAACUCUUUUUUUGAUUUUGCAGACUUUAUCCAAAGAUUAUAAUUAUUUUCUGUUGGCGUAAUCCUUUACGAAGCAAGCCAACAGUAAAGCUGAUGUCACCUCUUAAAUCCCAAAAUAAAUAGUUGACUCAUUAA
Molecule: messenger RNA, 2847 nt
Organism: Patella vulgata (common limpet)
Lineage: Eukaryota; Metazoa; Mollusca; Gastropoda; Patellidae
Product: AP-5 complex subunit zeta-1
Exons: 19
Coding region: 58-2406 (782 amino acids)
Cellular component (GO): AP-5 adaptor complex
Source: RefSeq, a predicted model, not a curated record